Messenger RNA from Saccostrea cuccullata (small rock oyster), 2942 nucleotides. RefSeq names its product multiple C2 and transmembrane domain-containing protein 1-like. Gene Ontology annotation, cellular component: membrane. Lineage: Eukaryota; Metazoa; Mollusca; Bivalvia; Ostreida; Ostreidae. The transcript has 4 exons. Gene Ontology annotation, molecular function: calcium ion binding. The record is from RefSeq and is a predicted model, not a curated record. The coding region runs from base 275 to 580 and encodes 101 amino acids.
CACUGCAUAUAUAUAAAUGUAUCAAAACUUGCUUUGAAAAAAAAAAAUUCUAUAUUCUUAACUUUGAGAGAAACUGUGAAUUGGACUUCUUAUGUUUUAAAAAAAUAAAAAAUUACAAAAAAGUGCCAUGGUGUUCAGAAAAUUGGCAUCAGAAGACAAAUAAAAAUCUUUUGUUUGGAUUUAACACAAAUUCUUGAUAUUUUAGGAUGAGAAAAAGAGUGUUCGGGAAAAGUUACAAGCAGCACAAGAAGUUUGUUUACAAGUUCAACAGGGAAUGGACAUGGUGGCUUCACUGGGGGAGAGGAUCAAAAAUACCUUUAACUGGACGGUGCCUUGGUUAUCCAUUCUAGCUGUGAUUGUGUUGUCUGUUCUUGUUGUGGUUCUCUACUACAUUCCAAUCCGUGUGCUCAUCUUAUUAUGGGGCAUCAACAAAUUUACGAAGAAGUUGAGGGCCCCUAAUGCAAUACCAAACAAUGAACUGCUGGACUUCCUGUCCCGAGUGCCUUCAGAUAGUGAAGUGAGUCAGUAUAGAGAGUUUGCUCCUGAUGUCCCAAACCUUGGCAAAAAGAAAAGAGCUUAAACAUCAAUUAGGAUUAAUUUAUUAUCUCAAGGUUGUGUUUUAUCUGGAAAUGUUUUCUCGGUGACGUCAGGUGUAGCAUUGCUCUGAAAUUCAAUGAAGGAGACAAAAUCUCAGUAGCUACAAAUGCUCUAAUCGAAGAGCUUAAACUAUUUUCAAAUUUAUUGUGACAUUUCAUAUUUUUUCAGGGUAAUUCGUUUUUUGGUUAUAAUUUAUUAUGGAAGAAAGAUCUGUUUUUUAUUGAGGUUUUCAUUAUGUAUACAUGUGUGUGUGACUAAAUAUUUUACAUAAAUUGAAUUUCGAUUUUUUUUUUUGAUAUGGGAUAUGAUAUUAGAAUUGGAAUUUAUGUGCAACACAUAUAAAUGUAUUAAAUACAAAAUUUAAGAAACUAGUGAAUUGCUACAGAAAUAUUUUAAAGAAAUUUGAAGCAUGACUGUUGGCAUAGACUACGUACUUCUUUCAAAUGCAGAAGGUGCUUCGUAUGCAAGUUACAAGUUCAAAGAAGAUAGGUGUUUUCAAAAUCAAAGUCUAAAAAUUUUAUUGGUAUCAAAUAGAAAGUUAUUAAGUUCAAAGAAAGAUGUGUUCAAAUGUGGAAAAAAAAUAAAUCAAAGUUUUAAUUUUUAUGGGUAUCAAACUUGAUAUUACAGACAGAACAUAUGAUAAUUUUUUUAAUUUUAAUUUCAAACCUUAUUGGAAUACCCUCUCAUGGAUAGCAUCAUUCUUCUGUCAUAGAGCAAACCAUAUUGAAGAAUAAAUUUAAAUUUAUAUAACUGCAGCAUAAGAUUUGCAUUUAAAGUUUUUAGAGGGGAAAUGUAUAGUUUCAAAAAAAAAAAUCUUAAGAUCAUGGUUAUCAAAGAGCUCUUAAUAUUGUGAUUGCUGAAUUAAGAGUUCCAAAGUUCAUGAUAAUUACACGAGUUCUGUAGAUUUUAGGAUUAGAGAAGAGUUCUAACUUUCAUGUCUUCCAUGUAGCAUUAGAUUUUUUUAAAAUAAUAGAAUAGGUUAAGUAUCAUAAAUCGUUGUGCCUUGGCCAAUAAACUGUAAACCAUAAAGGUUAAACUGAUGUUCCCCCUAAUGAUAUGAUCUUGACUAGAUGAUGUGUUCAUUUCUACAGAAAACAUUUAAGACUAAUUCUGUUGUGCUUCAGCUCUUAUGUUUAUAUGCUCAAAAUGAAGAAAAGUACAAUGUACAUAUUUUAUUUUAAUACUCAUUAGUCUAUAGUUGUACAUUUUUUUGUGUUUUAUUGUUCAUACUGACUUGGAUCAGUCUAAAGUAAACAAUUUUUACAUAUGAGUUCAUGUUUUCAAAGUAUCAUGAGAAAAUUUUUAACAACCAGGUAUACAUUUGUAUCCAAUUUAUUUUCAAUAUAUCAAUGAGUUUUGGUUUCUCAGUAUUUCAAUAUUGGUAUAAAUUUAAUUUUUUGGGGUAUGGUUAUAUAUUUCAGAAUAUUUUUUUUAAUUACAGAUUUUAUGUUUUCUUACCCCAGUUUCUCAAUGUUUGAAUAAAAAAACUUGAGAAGCAAAUUAUUUUCUUCAGCACAAUUAAUUAAUAGCACAGGAAAUAAACAGAACUGUUAAUGUGCACACUUUAUAAAAGCAAUUAAAUAAUAAGUAUCUUUUUGGGGAAAAAAAAGGAGUAAAUAAACUGCUAAGAAAGAAAUUUUCAUUUUAGGCCAUACAAUUGAUAUUUUGAUGUUUAAUUAAACUUAAAAAUUUAAACUUGAAAUCACUUGUUGAAAUUUUGAUACAGGGGGAUUUUUCAAAACAUGUUAAAAGUAUUUAAAUACAGUGUUGAGCAGUGAAAGUUUUUGUAAACAGUUGCAGGUGAAGAUGAGAAGGAUAAAUAUGUAACUGCAGUGGGUAUUUUACUUCCUGUUGAUAGAAUAGAUGUACUCUAAUUUUCCUGUCAUCGUGAACAUAACAUUCCUAUUAUUAAAUCCGUCCUAUCCAUCUUUUGCUAUUUCUUUUCUUCCCUCAUAUAUAAGUCAUUAAGGAGAAUUGAUCCUCUGCAAAGGGAGAUAAUUCUGUAAUUGAAAAAUCAUUUUUUUCCUUCAACAGUUUCAAAGAUAUUUUUGAGUCGUACAUUUUUUAAAAAUGUUUAAAAGUAAUUGUUAUCUCCAAUUAUCUUUAGAAAAUUGUAUAGAAAAUUCUGUUUCACAGGUUCUUUGUAUCUUAAGUUGUUCAAAAUUCUCUCUGUUUUUCCACUGUACACUUGGAGAAUCUUUUUAAUUAGAAUGAAUUUUUGAUAUAUAGGAAAUUUUCCAUGUAUCUGUCUCCCUGAUUUCAGUUUAUUGUUAUGUUGGGGUUGAUUGUUGCAAUUACCAAUAUUUGUUAUUUAUUUACAAUUAAAUAUUUUAUAAAAACAAAAA